CAUCGCCAUGCGCCGUUCUGUUCAAGUUGUUUUGGGCAUAUCUGCCGCUCUCCACAGUUCUUUCCGCCAUCGUCGCAAUCUGGUAUACGUGCCUCGGUAUCUUUCCAAUCCCUUCGCUCCUUCCAACAUCUCACCAGGGCUUGGCAACCUACAUGGAGCAGGUCCCGUUCAGCUGGGACGUAUAAGAUGAGCACAAGCUUUCCAGUUUUUCUCUCAUCGCAUGCUGAUCACCGACCUUCUCAUUUUCUUCUCUUCAUCUUCUCUUCAUCUUCUCUCCCUCUUCUCUAGUAGUCCAUCCACACUUAUCUCGCCAUGGCGCAAGACAUUGAGAAGCACGGAAUGAACAUGAUGGAGGACGUCGGCACCGUCGUGUCCAAGGACGGCUCCAUCGAGUCCGAAUUCACCCUGGAAGAGCAAAAACGAAUAAUUCACCGCGUCGACCGGCGUCUUGUCAUCACAGUGGGCUUCCUGUACUGCGUUUCUUUGAUGGAUAGGACGAAUUUGGGUUCUGCUUCGAUCGCUGGUAUGACUAAAGAGCUGAAGUUAGCCAUUCCUUUUGGCGAUGUUAGCAGAUACUCUGUUGUAACCCUUGUCUUUUUCACCACCUAUGUGGUAUUUCAGCCCCCGUCUACCAUAAUCGUCCGGAAGCUCGGUCCUCGAAUCCAUCUGUCAACCAUCACAUUGUUGUGGGGUGCUGUGAUGAUUGGCAUGGGGUUUGUCAAUGAUUGGAAGGACCUUGCUGGACUCCGUGUCAUUCUUGGUAUCCUCGAGGCCGGAUUUUUCCCCAGUUGUGUAUACUUAUUAAGCACAUGGUACACUCGCUACGAUGUCGGAAAGCGCUACUCAUGCUUCUAUAUUCUCGGGAGCCUUGCUUCUGCGUGCGCCGGUAUAUUAGCAUUCGGUCUUAUGCAAAUGAAGGGCCUCCAAGGCCUCGGUGGAUGGCGAUGGAUUUUCAUCAUUGAAGGAACCUUAACUUGUGUGUUGGGAAUAGUCUGCUACUGGUUCCUUGUGGAUUUCCCCGACCAGGCACACAAGUCAUACAAGUUCCUGAAUGAACGAGAGACAAAAUUCAUCAUCGACCGCGUAAACAAAGACCGAGGUGAUGCCGGAGUCCAGCCAUUCUCUGCUGCCAAGUUCUUCCGUGCUGGUCUUGACCUGAAGAUCUGGGGCUAUGCGAUGAUCUUCUUUGAUACGACAUGCGUCACGUAUGCCCUCGCUUAUUUCUUGCCUAUCAUUCUCACAGAGAAUAUGGGUUUCAGCGUUGGAGCUUCUCAGUGCUUGGUCGCUCCACCCUACGCACUCGCAGCCAUUGUCAUGUACGCCACAGGCUGGCUGGGCGAUAAGUACAAGAUCCGUGGCCCAAUCAUCUGCUUCAACAUGCUCCUUUGCUUGAUUGGUCUCCCCAUCAUGGGAUUCCACAAGAACGCUGGGGUCCGGUAUUUCGGUGUCUUCCUCACAACAGCCGGCGCAAAUUCGAAUGUUCCGGCAACGAUGGCAUAUCAAGCGAAUAAUAUCCGAGGUCAAUGGAAGCGUGCCUUCUGCUCUGCUACGCUUGUAGGAUUCGGUGGAUUUGGUGGCAUUGCAGGCAGCCUUAUCUUCAGAGCCCAGGAUGCUCCUGAGUAUCACCCAGGCCUAUAUGCAUGCAUCGCUUGCUGUCUCCUCACUAUUGUUAUCGUCGGUCUCGAGACCAUUGUUUUCGUUCGCCAAAACGGGAAAGCAGCCCGGGGUGAGAUUGAGUUGGAGGACAGCGAUGAGGACCACCAGAAAGGAUUCAGAUAUACAUACUGAUUUUGCCAGUUAAAAUGGGUGCGUACGGGUUAUAUUUAAUAGGUCCCAUGGCGAUAGGUUUGGACCUCGGCUAAGGGGUAGACGAUAUUCAUGAUGAGAAAUUGGAAUACUUGCCGCUUAACCAGAAUCUUACAUCGAAAUGUAAUGAACCGCUGCAUCUUAUGCAUUCGUUGGUAACGAGACGAAUCUUUGCAGCAUCAAUAUUCAACAUAUUCCCUCAUGCCACCGUACUUAGGCCAAAUGCAAGUGAAAUCCUUCAAGCUGCCGUGUCUUUUGAAGUUGCG
This is a messenger RNA of Lindgomyces ingoldianus, 2072 nucleotides long. Its product is annotated as MFS general substrate transporter. The transcript has 7 exons. Gene Ontology annotation, biological process: transmembrane transport. Bases 313 to 1788 code for a protein of 491 amino acids. Gene Ontology annotation, cellular component: membrane. The record is from RefSeq and is a predicted model, not a curated record. Gene Ontology annotation, molecular function: transmembrane transporter activity. Lineage: Eukaryota; Fungi; Ascomycota; Dothideomycetes; Pleosporales; Lindgomycetaceae.